This is a messenger RNA of Hansenula ciferrii, 1899 nucleotides long. RefSeq names its product Siderophore iron transporter. The transcript has a single exon. Bases 1 to 1899 code for a protein of 632 amino acids. Gene Ontology annotation, molecular function: siderophore-iron transmembrane transporter activity. Gene Ontology annotation, cellular component: endosome; vacuolar membrane. The record is from RefSeq and is a predicted model, not a curated record. Gene Ontology annotation, biological process: intracellular iron ion homeostasis; transmembrane transport. NCBI's taxonomy places the organism in Eukaryota, Fungi, Ascomycota, Saccharomycetes, Phaffomycetales, Wickerhamomycetaceae.
AUGUCAAGUGGAACUGAAAAAGUUGGCCGUCAAGGUUCAACAACUGAUAAUGUUUAUGAAUUAAAUGAUGCUAAUGCAAAUAGAUUAUCAGAUGAAGAAAAUCAAUCAUCAGGAUUAAAAGGUAAUGAUAGUUUAGAUGGUGUUGAUUCAAAAGCAAUUGAUGAUUAUGCUUUAACUAAAUCAAUUGCAUUGAAAAAAACUGAAAUUUUAGCUCAACAAUAUAAUACAAUUUGGUAUAGAAUUUUAUUAUUAUUUAGUGCAUUUUUAAUUGGUUAUGGUUAUGGUUUAGAUUCACAAAUUCGUUCAGUUUAUACAGGUUAUGCAACUUCUUCAUAUGGUGAACAUUCAAUGAUUGCUACAAUUGGUGUUAUUAAUGCAGUUAUUGGUGCAGCUUCACAAAUUGCUUAUGCUAGAUUAUCUGAUAUUUUUGGUCGUUUAGAACUUUUAAUUGUGGCAAUUUUUUUUUAUGUUAUUGGUACAAUUAUUCAAUCACAAGCUUUUAAUAUUCAAAAUUAUUGUGCAGGUGCAGUUUUUUAUAACUUGGGUUAUGUUGGUGUGCUAAUUGUUGUGUUAUUUAUUUUAUCAGAUUUUUCUUCAUUAAGAUGGAGAUUAUUUUAUUCAUUUGUUCCAGCUUUACCUUUUAUUAUUAAUACUUGGAUUUCAGGUAAUGUUACAAGUGCAGUUGGUCCAAUUAAACAUUGGUCAUGGGGGAUUGGUAUGUGGGCUUUUAUUUUCCCAUUAUCAGCUUUACCAUUUGUUGGAUGUAUUGUUCAUAUGAGAUGGAAAGCUGGUAAAACUGCAGAAUGGAAAGCUAUAAAACAACAGAAAACUUUCUAUCAAUCACAUGGUUUAGUUAGCUUUUUAAGAGAAUUAUAUUGGAGAGUUGAUAUUAUGGGUGUUUUAAUUUUCACAAUUUCAAUUGGUUGUUUAUUAGUUCCUUUAACACUUGCUGGUGGUAUUCAAUCAAAAUGGAAAACUGGUAAAAUUAUUGGUCCAUUAGUUUUAGGGUUUGUAUUAUUCCCAAUUUUCAUUCUUUAUGAAUCAUUUGUUGCUAAAUAUCCAAUGGUUCCAUUUAAAUUAUUAAAAGAUCGUGGUGUUUGGGCUGCAAUUGCAAUUUCAUUCAUGUUUGAUUUUGUGUUUUAUAUGUAUAAUGAUUAUUUAUAUACCAUUUUAAUUGUUGGUAUGAAUCAAUCUGUUACAUCUGCAACAAGAAUUGCAUCAGUUUCAACAUUUACAUCAACUGUUUGGUCAUUACCAUUUGCUUAUAUAGUUAAAAUGGUUAGAAGAUUAAAAGCUUUUAUUAUAUUAGGUUGUUCAUUAUAUUUAUUAGGACUUGGUUUAUUAUAUCAUUAUAGAGGUUAUGAAUAUGCUAAAAAUGGUGUUAUUGGUGCAUUAGUUGUUAUUGGUCUUGGUAAUACUAUGUAUUCAUAUCCAAAUACUGUUUCAGUUCAAGCUGUUACUUCACAUGAUAAUAUGGCUACAGUUACAGCUAUUUUAUAUACAACUUAUAGAGUUGGUUCUGCAGUUGGUAAUGCAGUUUCAGGGGCAGUUUGGCAAAAUACUUUACCAGGUAAAUUAGCAAGACGUUUAAGUCCUUAUAAUAAUCAAACAUUAGUUACGUAUGCAUACGCUAAACCUUAUGAAUUUAUAGUUGAUUAUCCAUAUGGUACACCAAUUAGAACUGCUGUUAUUGAAGCUUAUAAAGAAGUUCAAAGAAUGGAAACUAUUAUUGCCUUGGUUUUCUGUGCAACUUUAAUUGGAUUUGCAUUCUUUUUAAGAGAUCCAGAAUUAACUGAUGAACAAGCUCAUAAUAAUUUAGAUGAAGGUGAAUUAGUUUAUACAAAAGGUGGUGAUCCAAUUGUUGGUUUUGUUAAAAGAUUUAGAUCGAAAAAGAAUUGA